AUGAUUGAAGCAUUGCUGCAAACCCAUCUUCCCACCUCAAUGCUUACGUGCCCAUUACCCAUCCUUCAACCACUGAGAGCAAAAUCACCAUCCAUCAAUGGCUUUCAUCCUACUUUCCAUAAGCGCAACCAAACUCUCAAACUUGAGCCACCCCAUUACUCUGAAUUCUCUUCUCUCUCAACCACCUUUGAGCAGAACAACAAUCCUCUUUAUCACUGGCCUCAGCUCAUUCAGCUCUCAAUUGGGUCCCAAGAUUACAUGCUGGCUCAGGCAACUCACGCCUCUUUAAUCAAAUCUGGUUGUGAUGGUGAACUCUUUGUUGUUAACAAUCUAGUGAAUUUGUACUCAAAAUUCAGCAACAUGGGUGAUGCACAGAAGGUGUUUGACGAAAUGCUUGUGAGGAGCACGGUCACUUGGACUACCCUUAUGAAGGGGUAUUUGAGGAUUAGUGAUGUUGAAUCUGUUUUUGGUGUUGUGCGUGAUAUGUGUGAGCUUGGAGAGAAGUUCAAUGAGCAUACAUGCUCAGUGAUGCUGCAGGCAUGUAAAUCACCAGAGGAUGGUGUUUUCGGCAAGCAGGUUCAUUCUCUUGUUGUGAAAAAUGGGCUUCAGGAGAAUGUUGUUCUGGCCACUUCAUUGGUUUCUAUGUACUCUAAAAGCGGAGACUUGGGGAGUGCAGAGAAAGUUUUCAAUGGCAUAAGUGUUAAAGAUGUGCAGAGCAUAAAUUAUAUGAUCUUGGAAUAUGGCAAUGCUGGCUUAGGAAGUAAAGCCUUUGAGAUCUUUGUGGAUAUGCUAGACUCUGGAUUGAACCCAAGUGAUUACACUAUUACAAAUUUGAUUAGUUCAUGUGAUUCAAGUAUGGGAAUCUAUAUAGGGAAGCAAAUACAUGGGCUUGCCGUAAAGUUAGGCUUUAUGGGCCAAACAUCUAUCGGAAAUGCGUUAAUUACAUUGUACGCACAAGAAGGAAUAGUCAAAGAGGCUGAGAAACUGUUUGUUAAAAUCGACAGGAAGUCUUUGAUUUCUUGGUCUGCACUUCUAUCGGCAUUUGUUAAGAAUGGUUGCGCUAGUAGAGCCCUUGAGCUUUUCAUAAAUAUGCUUGAGGAGGGUGUGCCUCUUGAUUCUGGUUGUCUCGGCACUGUGCUUGAUGGAUGUUCAGUGUGCAAUAAUAUGGAGUUUGGGCUUCAAAUUCAUGGACUUGGAAUGAAGCUUGGCCAUAUCUCAGAUGUAAAUAGCGGUACUGCUUUAAUAGAUUUGUAUGCUAAAUGUGGGACUUUGCACUCUGCACGAACAGUUUUUGACAAGCUCCCAAAAAAAACUAUUGCUUCAUUUAAUGCUAUUCUAGUUGGAUACUUAAAUUCAGAAUUAAGAGAUGAUGAGGAAGAUCCUUUAGUCUUUUUCAACAGAAUGAGAGUCGGUGGUAUGCAACCAGAUUGGAUAACAUUUUCGCGGCUCCUGAGUUUAUCUGCCAACCAAGCUUCCUUAGUAGCAGGGGAGAGUCUUCAUGCUUAUGCUAUUAAGCUGGGACUAGAAGAUGAUACGGCUGUAUGCAAUGCGGCAAUUACCAUGUAUGCUAAAUGUGGCUGUGUGCAGGAUGCUAAUAAAAUAUUCUGUCUAAUGAACCGUGAUUGCGUGACUUGGAAUGCCAUAAUUUCUGCUUAUGCACUUCAUGGUGAUGGAAGCAAAGCACUUUCGCUUUUUGAGAAUAUGAAGGAAGAGGGAUUCGAUCCUGAUGAGAUUACAAUGUUGGCUGUUCUCCAAGCAUGUAGUUACACAGGUUUAUGUAAAAGUGGAUUAAGCUUAUUCAAUGAAAUGGAACACAAGUAUGGGAUCAAGCCUGUGAUUGAGCAUUACUCAUUUAUAGUUGAUCUCUUAGGCCGCGCAGGAAACCUGUCGAAAGCCAUUGAUAUCAUCAAUGAGAGCCCAUUUCCUGAAUCAUCUUUGCUUUGGAGGGCUUUUGUCAAUUCCUGUAAGUUGUGUGGCGAUUUACAACUUGGAAAGUGGGCUUCUGAAAAAUUGCUCGACUUAGCACCCAAUGAGGCUUCCUCUUACAUACUCGUAUCGAAUAUGUAUGCAGAAGGAGGCUUGCCAGAAGAGGCCGCAAAGGUGAGAACGGCUAUGAAUGACUUGAAGUUAAACAAAGAAACUGGUUUGAGCUGGAUUGAGAUAGACAAUGAGGUUCACUAUUUUAUUGCAAAUGACAAAGACCAUCUACAAAGUAGACAAAUUUAUUCUAAUUUGGAGCUGUUAAGAAAUGAAAUGCAUUGGUGCUGUGAAAACAGAAACAAUAUGAUCUCAGGUUUUUUGUGA
Molecule: messenger RNA, 2304 nt
Organism: Arachis stenosperma
Lineage: Eukaryota; Viridiplantae; Streptophyta; Magnoliopsida; Fabales; Fabaceae
Product: pentatricopeptide repeat-containing protein At5g27110-like
Exons: 1
Coding region: 1-2304 (767 amino acids)
Biological process (GO): RNA modification
Molecular function (GO): protein binding; RNA binding
Source: RefSeq, a predicted model, not a curated record